Molecule: messenger RNA, 1320 nt
Organism: Chelonus insularis
Lineage: Eukaryota; Metazoa; Arthropoda; Insecta; Hymenoptera; Braconidae
Product: PI-PLC X domain-containing protein 1-like
Exons: 6
Coding region: 1-1320 (439 amino acids)
Biological process (GO): lipid metabolic process
Molecular function (GO): phosphoric diester hydrolase activity
Source: RefSeq, a predicted model, not a curated record
AUGGACGUCUUUCUAGUUGCUUUUCUUUUACCCAGUGUAUCAUUAGAAAAAUGUCCUUUAUCAGAUGACGAUUUCGACGUUGCACAAAUUAUUCUUUUCUAUGCACCUUGGAAUUCAUCUUUAAUCAGAGAGCAAAUUGUUCUCUACUGGAACAAUCCAUUCUUUAACGAGGGUGACAUCGUAGCACUGUUCUAUGGUGAUCCAAAAACUAAUGACAAUAAGCUACUUUUUUCACACCAACCCUCCAGGGGUAAAGGCUUCAUCAAGACAGAAGUGAGUCCUUCUCAAGCAGUCUAUGGAUUAGAUUUAACAUUUGUUGAACAAUGCACAGGAUACUAUGGUGCUUGGUUACGAGAUAAUGUAAUCAGAAAAACCAGAUGUUUACUUACACAUCCUGAUUGGAUGAGUAAACGACGAAAUACAAUCGGAAGAAAAUCAUUGAGAAGAAUAAUUUUGCCAGGAACUCAUGAUUCAGGUGCAUACGGAGAAGAACCACAACCUUCUGUUGAACAAAGAUACACAGAAACACAAGAUCGAGAUAUUUUUGAUCAACUCAUUUCUGGAGCAAGAUAUUUGGAUAUCAGACCUGCUUGGUAUGAUGGUGAAUAUUGGGUUAAUCAUGGAACAUAUAAAAUGCAAUUAUUGGACAAUGUUAUCUAUGACGUAAAAGAGUUUAUGGAAAAUACUGAAGAAAUUGUUAUACUAGGAUUCAAACAAUUCCCAGUUGGUUUUAAUAGCAAUGAAGACCAUGAAAAGUUUAUCAAGUAUCUUGAAACAGAAUUUGCGGAUUUAUUUUUACUGCCUCGACCAAGAGACUCAUGGGCAAUUAGUUUAAAUGAAAUUUGGGCAACGGGAAGACGACUCAUCUUAAGUUAUGAUCAUCCAAUUCAACAGACCGUGCAUAGUCUUUGGAUUCCAGUGAAACAACAAUGGGGAGAUGUCAAAGAUAUUCAUCAACUUAAAAAGUAUCUUGAUACUGUUGAAGAAGAGGCUGGAGAAAACUACAUUCAAUCCUAUCCAAAAAUACCACGAGCAACAAUGGCAGAGAUAACACUAGACCUUUGGAGAAUAGUAGGUGAUGCUGUUGUAGAAAGUCUGUCAGCAAGUGGCACCCAAUCACUUCGACAACUUGGCGUGAAAGUUGGACCACUCAUAACAGCUUGGUAUAACGAAUUCUGGUUUUCUACUGCUAACAUUGUGGCUGUAGAUUUCCUUGAUGCUACAGGAAUAGUAGAAAUAGCUAUCGACUGGAAUGACAGGCGAGUAUCUCCGUGCUACAAUUAUUAUAAAGACUUAUAUACAAACAUGACACAAAUCUAG